Aspergillus terreus NIH2624 is the source of this 1596-nucleotide messenger RNA. RefSeq lists its product as uncharacterized. Bases 1 to 1596 code for a protein of 531 amino acids. NCBI's taxonomy places the organism in Eukaryota, Fungi, Ascomycota, Eurotiomycetes, Eurotiales, Aspergillaceae. The record is from RefSeq and is a predicted model, not a curated record. Gene Ontology annotation, molecular function: FAD binding. The transcript is spliced from 3 exons.
AUGGCAGCGGGCAUUCCAUCCCGGGAUACAUUCCGAAGCACACGGGUGCCAUCCCGAACCUCAAGACAGCCAUACUUAUACGCGAUCAUCUGGAGCUUAACCCGUUCCUAUAACACAUUCUCCGCAUUCUCAGAUACAUAUCCCAAAACUGAAAUGGUUGAAAAAGUCGACGUCCUCAUCUGCGGCAGCGGAUCCGCCGGUCUCUGCGCCGCCACCUGGCUUGCGCGCCAUGGCAUUAGCUGCAAGAUCCUCGAGCGCCGCGACGGUCCCCUGGUCCUCGGACAGGCAGAUGGCGUGCAGUGUCGGACGGUGGAGAUUUUUGAGAGCUUCGGGAUCGGCGAGGAACUCCUGCGCGAGGCGUACCAUGUCUUAGAGGUCGCCUUUUGGGCAGAGGACGCCCCGGGCGCUGGCGCCAUUAAACGCACCGGAAGAACAGCGGAUACUCAGCCUGGGUUGUCGCAUCAGCCGCAUCUGAUCCUGAAUCAGGCGCGCAUCAAUGGGCUGCUGAUUGAGGCGAUGCGCCGGUUCAACAAUCAGGAAAUCGACUACGGCUAUGAUGUCAAGCAUCUCGAGGUCGAUAGCCAGCUGGCCAAGGACCCGUCUGCGUACCCCGUCAAGGUGAUUACCAAGAAGGAUGGGAAGCUUGUGGAGUUUGAAGCCAAGUAUGCGCUGGCCUGUGACGGCGCGCACAGUAUGGUCCGGCGUGCCCUGGACUUCAACAUGCUGGGCGACAGUACGGAUGCCGUCUGGGGCGUGAUGGACAUGGUGCCUCGCACGGAUUUCCCGGACAUUCGGAAGAAAUCGACCAUCCGCUCCAAGGCAGGAAAUCUACUGAUCAUUCCUCGGGAAGGUGACGCCUAUAACCUCGUCCGAUUCUAUAUCGAACUUCCAAGAGGAACGAAACCCCGUGAGGUCAAACUGGAGGAUCUGCAGAACACAGCCCGACGCAUUCUCGGACAGUACAAGAUCGAGUUCGCCGAGACUGUCUGGUGGUCUGCGUACUCGAUUGGGCAGCGUCAUGCCGACAACUUCCACAAAGACUACCGCGUGUUCCUGGCCGGCGACGCGUGCCAUACGCAUUCCCCCAAAGCAGGCCAGGGAAUGAACGUGAGUCUGCAGGAUGGAUACAAUAUUGGCUGGAAGCUGGCUUCCGUCCUUAAGGGCCUGUCGCCGCCAUCUCUGCUGGAAACGUAUGUGUUAGAACGCCGAAAGACGGCCAUCGACCUUAUCAACUUCGACCGCUAUUUCUCGAAGCUCUUCUCUUCGACCGGCAAGAUCUCCCCCGAGGAGUUCCAGAAGGGCUUUGUCCAGUCUGGGAAAUAUACCGCGGGCUUCACGGCGAAAUACGACCAGUCCGUCAUUACGUCGGGACUGGAUGAGACGGCACAGCUCGCGAAGAAUGCCGUGGUGGGUAUGAGACUGCCAAGCUCGCAGGUCGUGCGCUACUGCGACUCUAAACCGGUGCAACUCAUGACUUCUCUCAAGUCGGAUGGCCGCUGGCGAGUGAUGACUUUUGUGGGCGAUCUCCAGCUGGCGCAGAACCGGAGGAACUUGGCAGCGGUGAGUAUCGGAUGGGUGCAGUUCCUGGGUUGUUAG